Molecule: messenger RNA, 3238 nt
Organism: Drosophila innubila
Lineage: Eukaryota; Metazoa; Arthropoda; Insecta; Diptera; Drosophilidae
Product: nose resistant to fluoxetine protein 6
Exons: 6
Coding region: 764-3022 (752 amino acids)
Molecular function (GO): acyltransferase activity, transferring groups other than amino-acyl groups
Source: RefSeq, a predicted model, not a curated record
UUGCUUCGACAACGUUGCACGCGCGGCCGUCUGUCGUGUCGAUCAUCAAAAUAAAGUAGAAGCAAAAAACAAAAAAAAAAAACAAAAAACAGAAAACAAUUCAAGUUAAAAACGAAAUUUCGGUUGUCGGUUAACAGCUUUUAACAGCGAAAUAAAACGAGUUGCAGGGCUUCAGGGCCAAGAGAGCAGCUAAUCACAGUGCUUGCUGUUGUUGUUGUGCAGUGCGCUUUAUCAGCAUCAACGGCAUCAGCAAGAAACGAAAACGAAAGUCGGUCCAAAGCAUAAACACGGAUCUUCAGGCCAUACCCCAUUAGCCCAAAGCCAACUGGCCAAGUCGUGUCUCUCUCGCUCUGUGUGUGUAAAUGGCUCAAUAAAAUAAUAUAUCGCAAUUUCGUAUCGCCGGCAAUGUACUUAGCUACAAAGUGAAAAUUAACCACACGCUCAUCAACUGAACUGAACUGAUUAACAACGAUAGUAAAAAUCCCAGAAGAUUCGUUGCAGUGUGUGAAAUAAAUGCGAAAAAAUAAUUUAAUAGAUAAUUUAACAACUAUUAAGAGAUAUUAUAAAGUAAAUAGAGGUGUUGGUAAACUUGCUAUUUGACCUUCGGGCCAACAAAAGCCAAAAAUCAACCAGGCCAAGCAAGCAAACGGUGUUCAAACACACACAUAGAAAGAGAUUCAAUACCGCACAUAAUUACAACAAUAAAUAAAGCAAGGUGAUAGCAGCAACUAACAAGUGACAACAACAACGGACAACAGACAACAUGGAGAUCUGGCUGAUUUUCAUAUUUCUGGGCGUAGCCAAGGGCAUUGCAAACCAGAGCAGCCCAACAACAGCAACAGCAACAGUAACAACAGCAACACAGUGGCAGCAGCAACAUCAACAUCGUUUAAAUGACAGCUUGCAACAUAAGGAACAGGUGCAACAAAAGCUUGCCUCAGUUGAUGCUCUGCUUGGCGCAGAGUUUAGCAGACUGCAUGAACCACAUUUGACACGCACCUCGGUCAUCUUUGGGCUAACAAAAAUGGCCAAUGAGAGCAAUGUGAAUGCCAAAUGCGAAUCCCAGUUGCGUCAAGUGCAACGUGGAAUACUCAGCAAACAGCCGUGGGCAAUGAAAGUACUGGAUGCAUCUGGAACAAAGCCGUCUGGCUUUGUUUAUGGCCAAAACUAUUGGCUGGGCAGUCGGGAGGCCUGCAAAGGAGUCCAGAGUCCCGUGGGCAUCACGUUAUCCAAGAACUUUGAUCGUGUUAUGCACUAUGGAUUAAUCACUCAGCAGGCACCCUUCGAUAUGGACUAUCGGGUCGUUUAUCUACGUCACAAUUCACCUUGGCAGGUGGAGAUUAAGCUAAUGUCCGAGCAGAUCAUCCACAUUGGACUGUGCCUGCCCAGAGCUUGCAGCUCGGAGGAAGUGAAGCAGCUGGCAGGGGAAUAUGUAUCAAGUGGCAUGUUCGCCGAGAACGACAUCUUUGAUAUACGCCCGGAGGUGGUCUACAUGAAGGAUCUCCAAUUGCGCGAUGUCUUCUAUCAGCGUUCCAGCUUCCGUUUGUUGGUGGCCAGUGCCUUGGCCACUGGCGCCUUGAUGCUCUGCGCCCAGCAGCUGUUGGUCAGCAAGAAGUUGCCUCCAGUUGGGGAAGAGGAGCAGGAGUCUGGAGGAUUAGCUCCCGCUGAAUCGGAGCUCUGGCGCGCCUUGCACUCGCUGCUCCGCUGGCAAAGAUUACAGAAGCUGGUCAGCUGCUAUGAUGUGCCCAGCAAUUGGUCGAAGAUCUUUGCGGUGCGUGAGAAUAAAGUCCAUGAGAUUCCAGUGAUGAAUGGCUUGAGAUCUGUGUGUGCCAUCUGGAUAAUGAUCUUCCAUGUUGUGUGGUUCAUGUACUUUACCGUGCACAACAAAACCGUCUUGAUAACCUAUGCGGAACAGGCGUUCUUUCAGUAUGUCUCCUCGGCUCCUCUGCUAGUCGAUGUUUUCUUUACCAUCAGUGGCUUUCUGCAAACGUACAACUUUCUGCGCAACUCGACUCAAUUGGAGGCAGUGCGUCGGAAUAGCUGGCGCCAGAAUCUGCAGCUCUUUGGCAAGCUACUGUUUCAUCGCUACCUGAGAUUGGGGCCUCUAUAUCUCGUUGUCAUGCUCUGUGUGGAUCUGGCUUAUGCUUACAUCGGAGACACCUCAGUUUAUCACAUCAAUGAGCGUUUUGAUGAGAUGUGCUCCAAGCACUGGUGGCGCAAUCUCUUCUUCAUCCAGAAUCUGUUUGAUCAUCGCGAUAUGUGCGCCAAUUGGAGCUGGUCUCUGGCCUGUGAGAUGCAGUUCUUUAUACUGGCCAAUGUGCUGCUCUUCCUAUAUGCCAAGCAUCCCAAGCUGACAAAGAUCUUGGUACCCACGAUUCUGAUCUGCAGCACUGCCUGGUCCUAUGGCAUUGGACUAACCAUCAAGUUCCAGCUGUCCUUCGAUGCCGCCUUUGCCACUGGCACCGAGAUCUACACAUCUCCAUUUGUACGCAUUCUGCCCUACAUCCUAGGCUCCAUUACAGCCUGGUUCUUGUUGGAGAAGCGUUCCCAGCUAGAACUGAGUGACAUGCAAGAGCGUUCCUGCUGGCACUUUGCACUGUGCGUCUUCUUCAUCUGCAUCUACUCGACAAUCAAGCGGGAUCUGGGCUCCCUGCUGGCCAUCUCGUUGUUUGUCCUGGGAAGACUCUUCUUCUCGCUGAGCGUAUGCUGGAUGAUUGCGGGCAGUGCGAAGGGACGCGGCGUCUGGUGGUCACGUCUCCUGGAGGCCAAGGGCUUCCAGCACCUGAGUCGACUAUCCUAUGCAAUCUACUUGCUCAAUCCAUUGGUCAUUGCCUUCAUUUAUAGCCUGACCAGCUCCAGCACACACGCAGAUCCUUUGAUGCUGAGUGUAGUCACCUGUGGUUUUGCUGUCAUCGUCUAUUUGGCGUCCAUCCUCUUCUCCCUGGCAUUCGAGCUGCCCUACAGCAAUUUGUCAAGCCUGCUGUUGAAGCGAGGCGCCAGCAGCAAACCGAAAAGCGCCUGAAUGAUGCUAUUUUAUAAGUAAACAUGCCUCCAUAAUUCAAUUGUGAUCGCGUCCACGUACAACUCAUUGUUAUCGUUAAAAUUAUUAGUAGCCGUAGUCUUGUUAUAAUUGUAGAUGUAAUUAUAAACAAAAUAAAUAUGUAAGCAAAACAAAAACAAGUCACCCGCGCUUUGACAGACGUUGCCAGCUUAAGUUUAUUGAACGUUACCAGACCUU